ACCUCCGAUGCGCAAAGCUUCAAGUACGUCAAUCCAGAACAAAAUCUACGGCCCGCCCACAUUUCGCGAGCACGCGCAACCAGCCACGACCAUCUCCGUCCUCCACCUAGAUACCCUCACGAUACACACCGGCGCAGUCUCGCGAUCACAUAUACACGCGAGAAGAAAAGAUGGAUUCUCUAGGUGGUGGCGGUUUCGGCAAUGCCGACUUGAGCAAGCUGUCCGACCGCGACAAGCAGGAACUCCAGCAGUUCGCCAUGAAUGAGGGACAGAAGGCUAGGAUUCAAUCUUCGAUACACUCCCUCACCGACACAUGUUUCCGUAAAUGCAUCCCCGCGGGUACCGUCAAGGCCGGCAAACUGGACAAAUACGAGGAGCCGUGCAUGAGGCAGUGUGUGGAUCGGUUUUUGGACGCGAAUAUGGUUGUGCUGAGGGAGUUGGAGAGGCUGAGGGGAUAGAGGGCUAUAGUAAGAGAGGGGGAACGGGUGGAGUUGGAUUGAGACGGGUGAUGAGAGAGGAUGUGUAUGAUAACAAGACUUGAUGAUCUGUACAACACUGUAUGGCGGGAAGUGUCGGGUGCAUAGCAUUGGGAAUGAAGACAUGAGAUGUCUGGAAUACCCAUAGCCAGGGAUCACAAUAUUUUUUGAACGGCAUGGCUGUCAACAAUGGCCGGCAAGCCAUCUUUGUGUCCAAAAGUUCGAUCUGCAACCCAAAUACACGCACCAAAAGUCACGACGAAUAUGUCACGAAUUGAAGAUAGUAGACUGAUUGAG
Molecule: messenger RNA, 773 nt
Organism: Alternaria rosae
Lineage: Eukaryota; Fungi; Ascomycota; Dothideomycetes; Pleosporales; Pleosporaceae
Product: Tim10/DDP family zinc finger-domain-containing protein
Exons: 2
Coding region: 171-458 (95 amino acids)
Source: RefSeq, a predicted model, not a curated record